Messenger RNA from Ictalurus punctatus (channel catfish), 1956 nucleotides. It is a transcript of the gene dtd1, whose product is annotated as D-aminoacyl-tRNA deacylase 1. The record is from RefSeq and is a predicted model, not a curated record. The transcript has 6 exons. Gene Ontology annotation, biological process: tRNA metabolic process. NCBI's taxonomy places the organism in Eukaryota, Metazoa, Chordata, Actinopteri, Siluriformes, Ictaluridae. Gene Ontology annotation, cellular component: cytoplasm. Gene Ontology annotation, molecular function: D-tyrosyl-tRNA(Tyr) deacylase activity. The coding region runs from base 222 to 995 and encodes 257 amino acids.
AGAAGAAGAAGAAGAAGCAGAAUACUAAAUCUCGGACAUACUUUUCCUUUGGCCUACUGGGUAGUAGUGUAGUAGGGUAGUAGUGCUAUUCGGACACCACUACACCUGAUAGACUGUAGUGCACUAUACAGACGCUAGGGGGCUGCUUCGGACACGGCGCUACUGGGAGCUAUUCUGGGAAACCGGAAAUUGAAAAAAAGAGCAGACACCCGAUCAGAACCAUGAAAGCAGUCAUUCAAAGAGUCACUAAAGCGAGCGUCAUAGCUGGAGAGGCGCACGUCUGUUCCAUCGGUAGAGGCAUUUGUGUUUUGGUUGGGAUUUCCUCCGAGGACACACAGAAGGAUGUAGAUUACAUAGUGCGUAAGAUCCUGAAUCUGCGUUUAUUUGAGGAUGAGAAUGGCUGUGCGUGGAAACACAGUGUCAUGGACAAGGGCUUGGAGGUAUUGUGUGUGAGCCAGUUCACACUGCAGUGUACUCUCAAAGGAAACAAGCCUGACUUCCAUUCAGCAAUGACGGCUAAUUUGGCUCAGCCCUUCUACAACAACAUGCUGGAGCAGUUGAGGACUGCAUACAAACCAGAACUCAUCAAAGAUGGCCAGUUUGGUGCCUACAUGCAAGUGCACAUUCAAAAUGAUGGACCUGUCACCAUUUCUUUAGAGUCUCCUGCGGCUCCCACAGAUGCCAAACAGUUGUCCAAACUAGAAAAGCAGCAGCAGCGUAAGGAAAAAACAAGAGCAAAAGUCAACUCAGAAUGUGUCAAGGACAGGGGUGCCUUACCUUCUAAAGUGGGCCCCAGUGCCAGUAGUGGGGCAGAGGGAGAGUUAUCUUCGGACAAAGCGAGUGAACUUCGUGACAAACGGCUCGGUGACAGGAUUUUCUCCCGCAUUUUGGAUUAUGUGGAGCGAUGCCAUAGGCCCAUGGAGAGAGAGAGAGUGAAAGAGCCUGCUGCAGUUGUGAGGGAUUUGAAGCAUUGGGAGAAGCUUUACGAUUGUUGAAGGGAGUGAAGGGAUUGUUUACAGGGUGUCCAGGCUCAGCAUGUUGAGGACAAUGUGGUUCCAGUUUGUCAUAUGAUCUAUAUAGAUAUGUAUGGGGGCAGUGGUGGCUCGGCGGUGAAGGCUCUGGCACUGUUGGGCCCUUGAGCAAGGCCCUUAACCCUCUCUGCUCCAGGGGGCGCUGUGUCAUGGCUGACCCUGCGCUCUGACCCCAACUUCCUGGCAUGCUGAGGUAUGCGAAGAAAACAAUUUCACUGUGACCAAUAAAGACUCAUUAUCAUUAUCAUUACUAUAGUGGUUCUCAAUCCGGGGGGCGUUGAGAGAUCGGAAGGGGGGUGCAAAUUGUUUUCAAGAAAAAAAUACAAAAGGGGCAUCAUGUAUUUUAUUGCUUUUAGAAAUAGAAUGUGCAUAAAUGAAAAACCCCGCAUUCUCUCUCCUUCUGCAUUUUCUUUUUGCUGGUAAGAGGCGGAGCUUAGCCUGCCUUUUAUCUAGCUGUCUUUUUUUUCGCAAAAAAAGCGACAAAUCUAGCGACUUUUUGGAAAAACCUUUCCAAAUGUCACCAGUACUGUCCUGCAAGCGCGAGGUCUUGCUUUCCCACUGCACUCUCACCUCUCUCUGUCUGCUCUGUUCAGUGAGGAUCCGAGAGCCGGAGAUUUAACAAUGUCAUGGAUAACGAGCCACGCCCUUCCUCCCAAUUUACAUCAUUCAUAUGUGAAUGUUUUUGGAAGACAAGACGAAUGUAAUGCAAAUAUGUUUUACAUGUAAAAUAGUCCAUGAUAUUACAGCCUAGUUCUCUUGUUCAAAGUAGUUCUAGUGUUCAGAAACUUUUUAUAUCAUCCACGUUCCACACCUGUCCAUUAUAUAGCUUUAUAAAAGUUAUUUUAAAAAUCCUAUAAGUUAUGAAAAGUAAUUUAAAAAAGUACAAAAACACAAAAGCAAAAAAAAUAUCUAUCUAUCUAUAUAA